GCGCUCGCUCGCUCCCUCCUCCACGCGCUGUCCCAUUUCGACUCCGCUGCAGGAGCAGAGGGGCAGGAUAGAGAAGACUGCAAGUCUAGGGUUAGGGUUAUUACUAGUCUGGAUACCGACCGCCUGGUCCAAUUCCGGAGAAGAAGAGCAAUAUGGGCGUGAAUUCUUUACCAUCAGACUCGAGCGACGACCUCGACGAGCAGAUCGCCCAGCUCAUGGAAUGCAAGCCACUCUCGGAGCAACAGGUUAGAGCGUUGUGUGACAAGGCUAAGGAGAUAUUAAUGGAGGAAAGCAAUGUCCAGCCUGUGAAAAGCCCUGUAACAAUUUGUGGCGAUAUUCAUGGGCAGUUUCACGAUCUUGCUGAACUUUUUCGAAUUGGAGGGAAGUGUCCAGAUACAAAUUACCUCUUUAUGGGAGAUUAUGUGGACCGUGGGUAUUAUUCUGUCGAAACUGUGACGCUUUUGGUGGCCUUGAAAGUGCGUUAUCCUCAACGGAUUACCAUACUUAGAGGAAACCAUGAAAGUCGUCAGAUUACUCAAGUUUACGGAUUUUAUGAUGAAUGUCUUCGAAAGUAUGGCAAUGCUAAUGUGUGGAAGAUCUUUACAGACCUUUUUGACUAUUUUCCAUUGACUGCAUUGGUUGAGUCAGAGAUAUUUUGUCUGCACGGUGGACUGUCACCAUCAAUUGAAACUCUUGAUAACAUAAGGAAUUUUGAUCGUGUUCAAGAGGUUCCUCAUGAAGGACCCAUGUGUGAUUUGUUAUGGUCUGACCCAGAUGACCGAUGUGGUUGGGGUAUUUCACCUCGCGGUGCUGGAUAUACUUUUGGCCAGGAUAUAUCUGAUCAAUUCAAUCAUUCAAACAACUUAAACUUGAUUGCUAGAGCUCAUCAAUUGGUUAUGGAUGGAUUUAACUGGGCCCAUGAACAAAAGGUGGUCACUAUAUUUAGUGCACCCAAUUAUUGUUAUCGCUGUGGCAACAUGGCCUCUAUCUUGGAAGUUGAUGACUGCAAGAGCCACACGUUCAUCCAGUUUGAGCCAGCUCCUAGGAGAGGAGAGCCAGAUGUUACCCGCAGAACACCCGAUUAUUUCCUAUAAAAUAGCUGCCUUUGUGUGAUAAUGAUGACCAGCUACUUCUUCUAGCAGAUCAUAUAUAUUCAUUACUCUGCUUUCCUACUCUUGGAGUCAGGUGCAUUUGCACCUUUUGUGUGGGAGAUUUAAAAUUUAUGACUUGCCCACCUUCUCCGGUGGUUGCGGCAGCCCUGAAAGAUGUAUAAUAGGAAGGUAAAAUGCUCACUGAUUUGUCUUACCCUUUAAACCUUUCUGGAUUUCCUGUCCGAGAUAUUGCCUAGUUGACACAGAGUCGGCAUGUAUUACUUCUAGCAAAAUUGUGGAUAUUCGUUUUCUUUCUUUUUUUCCCACUUGUAUUUGCUGUCACAUCCCAUCUCUUUUGGCCGACCACAAGGGGGAUGAAUGGAUUUAUGUCUAGUGGAUGGUUUGCCUCGUUUCUUUCAUUUUUCACAACAAUAUGGCCAUAGUAAUGGUUAGACAUUUUUGCUUUUCUCGAUUUAA
Alnus glutinosa is the source of this 1568-nucleotide messenger RNA. RefSeq names its product serine/threonine-protein phosphatase PP2A-4 catalytic subunit. Gene Ontology annotation, cellular component: cytosol. Bases 153 to 1094 code for a protein of 313 amino acids. Gene Ontology annotation, biological process: peptidyl-serine dephosphorylation; mitotic cell cycle. Gene Ontology annotation, molecular function: protein serine/threonine phosphatase activity. NCBI's taxonomy places the organism in Eukaryota, Viridiplantae, Streptophyta, Magnoliopsida, Fagales, Betulaceae. The record is from RefSeq and is a predicted model, not a curated record. The transcript has 11 exons.